UUAUCAAAUUCUCAUUUUGGAAACAGUCAUCUAGAAGACGGAUGGGCAAAAGAGAAGAUGCAAAGUGACCGGUUAGGAGGUGCUGCCGAAGGCCAUGGGAAAAAUAAUGCUGCCUUUGCAGCAGUGUUGCACUGGAGCCAUAUAACACACCUCUUUGAAAAUGAUCGCCACUUUUCUCACCUCUCAACGUUGGAAAGGGAGAUGGCUUUUCGCACUGAAAUGGGACUGUAUUAUUCCUACUUUAAGACUAUUGUGGAAGCACCCUCAUUUUUGAAUGGAGUAUGGAUGAUUAUGAAUGAUAAGCUGACUGAAUACCCCCUUGUUAUUAAUACAUUAAAAAGGUUCAAUCUUUACCCUGAGGUAAUCUUAGCCAGCUGGUACCGGAUUUAUACCAAAACAAUGGACUUGAUUGGUCUUCAAACCAAGAUAUGUUGGACGGUUACCAGAGGAGAAGGACUCAGUCCUAUUGAAAGCUGUGAAGGAUUGGGAGAUCCUGCUUGCUUUUAUGUGGCUGUAAUUUUUAUUUUAAAUGGACUAAUGAUGGCAUUAUUCUUCAUAUAUGGCACAUAUUUAAGCGGCAGCCGAUUAGGAGGCCUGGUUACAGUGCUGUGCUUCUUUUUCAAUCAUGGAGAGUGCACGCGUGUGAUGUGGACACCACCUCUCCGCGAAAGCUUCUCCUAUCCGUUCCUUGUACUUCAGAUGUUGCUUGUGACUCACAUUCUCAGGGCUACAAAACUUUAUAGAGGAAGCCUGAUUGCACUCUGCAUUUCCAAUGUAUUUUUCAUGCUUCCAUGGCAGUUUGCUCAGUUCGUGCUUCUUACUCAGAUUGCAUCAUUAUUUGCAGUAUAUGUUGUGGGAUACAUUGAUGUAUGCAAAUUACGGAAGAUCAUUUAUAUACACAUGAUUUCUCUUGCACUUUGUUUUGUUUUGAUGUUUGGAAACUCAAUGUUAUUAACUUCUUAUUAUGCUUCCUCUUUGGUAAUUAUUUGGGGUAUACUGGAAAUGAAACCACAUUUCCUGAAAAUGAAUGUAUCUGAACUUAGUUUAUGGGUUAUCCAAGGAUGUUUUUGGUUAUUUGGAACUGUCGUACUCAAGUAUUUGACAUCUAAAAUCUUUGGCAUUGCAGACGAUGCUCAUAUUGGCAACUUACUAACAUCAAAAUUCUUCAGUUACAAGGAUUUUGAUACUUUAUUGUAUACCUGUGCAGCAGAGUUUGACUUUAUGGAAAAGGAGACUCCUCUGAGGUAUACAAAGACACUGUUGCUUCCGGUUGUUCUGGUUGUGUUUAUUGCAAUCGUUAGAAAGAUUAUUAGUGACAUGUGGGGUGUCUUAACUAAACAACAGACACAAAUGAGAAAACACCAGUUUGAUCAUGGAGAGCUAGUUUAUCAUGCAUUGCAACUGUUAGCAUAUACAGCCCUCGGUAUUUUAAUUAUGAGACUAAAACUCUUCUUGACCCCACACAUGUGUGUUAUGGCUUCUUUGAUCUGUUCAAGACAGCUAUUUGGAUGGCUCUUUUGCAAAGUACAUCCUGGUGCUGUUGUUUUUGCUGUCUUAGCAGCAAUGUCAAUACAGGGUUCAGCAAAUCUACAAACCCAAUGGAAUAUUGUAGGGGAAUUCAGCAAUUUGCCACAAGAAGAACUUAUAGAAUGGAUCAAAUACAGUACUAAACCAGACGCGGUGUUUGCGGGUGCCAUGCCCACAAUGGCGAGUGUUAAACUCUCUGCACUUCGGCCCAUUGUGAAUCAUCCACAUUAUGAAGAUGCAGGUUUAAGAGCCAGAACGAAAAUAGUUUACUCAAUGUAUAGUCGAAAAGCAGCUGAAGAAGUGAAGCGAGAAUUGAUAAAGUUACAAGUGAAUUAUUACAUUCUAGAGGAGUCCUGGUGUAUAAGAAGAUCCAAGCCUGGGUGCAGUAUGCCUGAAAUCUGGGAUGUGGAAGACCCUGCUAAUGCUGGGAAACCUCCCUUAUGUAACCUCCUGGUGAAGGAUUCCAAGCCACACUUCACCACUGUAUUCCAGAACAGUGUUUACAAGGUCUUAGAAGUUAUAGAAGAGUGA
Herpailurus yagouaroundi (jaguarundi) is the source of this 2058-nucleotide messenger RNA. It is a transcript of the gene DPY19L1, whose product is annotated as dpy-19 like C-mannosyltransferase 1. The transcript is spliced from 22 exons. Gene Ontology annotation, molecular function: mannosyltransferase activity. The record is from RefSeq and is a predicted model, not a curated record. NCBI's taxonomy places the organism in Eukaryota, Metazoa, Chordata, Mammalia, Carnivora, Felidae. Gene Ontology annotation, cellular component: nuclear inner membrane. The coding region runs from base 58 to 2058 and encodes 666 amino acids.